AUGCUUGUUGAGAUGAUACUAGUUCGAAAAUUUGCUGUGUGUGUUAAUUAUCGUGUUUCAGAUAUGAAAGUACAACUACAAGUAGAGUGUAAGAUGCGUAGGACCCACAAAACGCAUCACGACAACGACCAACACCUGUGUACAAAAAUCCCUUGCUUACUUAAGCUUCCGAAGGGAAAGAUUAGAAUAUUGUCGAUGCAGCCUCACUGUUGCACGGGCAGCUCCGAUUACUACUUAGUACUUACCAACCGCAAGUCUGGAGUUUGCUUUCCACCUUGUUCGCGCUCUCUGAAAUAUGUCGAGACUUCGGCGCAAGGGGUUGUACUUGUAUUCUCUUUUUUAUCAUUCGUUUGCUCGUUGUCGUUAUUUCGCGUCACCGGGAGGAUUUGA
Messenger RNA from Amoebophrya sp. A120, 390 nucleotides. NCBI's taxonomy places the organism in Eukaryota, Dinophyceae, Syndiniales, Amoebophryaceae. The record is from the annotation of a GenBank genome assembly.